AUGGCCGAAUCCAGAGAGCAGCUGCCCCAGGAGGUGCUGGCCCUCAUCUUCCGCUACCUGCCCCUGCGGGACCGCGCCGCCGCCGCUGGGGUCUGCCGGGCCUGGGCCGCCGCCGCCACCUGCAGCACCGUGUGGCGUGACACGAACGUCAGCUGUGACAGUGAGUGGGAAGGGAUGCUACCGCCGUAUCUGUCCGCCUGCCUGGACCACAUUCACAACCUGAGUCUGGAAUUUGAGCCAUGGAGGAAGCCGAGCCGCUGGGCGGCCACAAAGCUGUUGACAGCGCUGGCGGGCCGUGCCCAGGGGUUGCGAGGCCUGCGCCUGGAGUGUCGCGGAGAGAAGCCUCUUUUCGAUGCGGGCAGCGACGUCCUGGACGCUGUGCACGCGGUCUGCCGGGCGGCCCCCGCGCUGCGCCACUUGGACCUGCGGCGCUUGCCCUUCACACUGGACGACGCUCUGGUGCUGCAGACGGCACGCGGCUGCCCCGAGCUCCGCAGCCUCUUCCUGGACAACUGCACUCUCGUGGGCAGCGUGGGGCCAGAUUCCGUGCUUGAGCUGCUGGCGGCCUGCCGGAGUUUGCGCAUCCUUGGCCUGCAUCUCGCCAGCCUGUCGCGCGCCGCCCUCGAGGCGCUAGCCGCGCCUGACCGCGCGCCUUUCGUGCUCUUGGCCCUGCGGUGCGCGUGUCCCGAAGACGCGCGCGCGCCCGCCCUGCCCGACGAGGCCUGGGCUGCGCUGCGCCGCCGCCACCCGGGGCUGGGCGUGGAGUUGGAGCUAGAGCCGGCGCUGUCUGCCGACACCGUGAGGCGCAUCCUCCAGCCUUCGGUGCCCGUGGCUGCGCUGCGCCUCAACCUCUCCGGCGACACCAUAGGCCCCAUGCACUUCGCAGCGCACCACUACGCCGCAAGCUUGCGCACGCUCGAAGUGCGUGCUGCCGCCUCCGCUGAGCUGGACCAAGCUCUGGAGAAACUGGCGGCGCGCUGCGCAGGCUUGCGUGAGGUACAUUGCUUCUGCGUGGUGCGGCCUGCAGUGCUGGGCGCCUUCCUAGCGCACUGCCCGCGCCUGCGCAGCUACACGCUCAAACUAACGCGCGAGCCGCAUCCCUGGAGGCCCACGUUAGUGGCGUGA
Molecule: messenger RNA, 1125 nt
Organism: Orycteropus afer afer
Lineage: Eukaryota; Metazoa; Chordata; Mammalia; Tubulidentata; Orycteropodidae
Gene: FBXL8
Product: F-box and leucine rich repeat protein 8
Exons: 2
Coding region: 1-1125 (374 amino acids)
Biological process (GO): SCF-dependent proteasomal ubiquitin-dependent protein catabolic process
Cellular component (GO): SCF ubiquitin ligase complex
Molecular function (GO): protein binding
Source: RefSeq, a predicted model, not a curated record